Messenger RNA from Syzygium oleosum, 1244 nucleotides. RefSeq names its product meiotic recombination protein SPO11-1. Gene Ontology annotation, molecular function: DNA binding; DNA topoisomerase type II (double strand cut, ATP-hydrolyzing) activity; ATP binding. Lineage: Eukaryota; Viridiplantae; Streptophyta; Magnoliopsida; Myrtales; Myrtaceae. The transcript is spliced from 15 exons. The record is from RefSeq and is a predicted model, not a curated record. Bases 7 to 1101 code for a protein of 364 amino acids. Gene Ontology annotation, cellular component: nuclear chromosome. Gene Ontology annotation, biological process: reciprocal meiotic recombination; meiotic DNA double-strand break processing; meiotic DNA double-strand break formation.
CAAAAAAUGGAGGGAAACAGAAUCAGAAACCGCUCGAGCUCACGAACCCCUCACCUGCUAAGCAAGAUCAGAGAGCUCACGAAAUCGGUACUCGGCGAUCUCGGCAACGGUCGAUCCCCGUCGCUCGCGAUCGACGUAUUCCGGAGUUACUGUAGGAACCCCAACGGAAGCUGUAGUUGCAAGCCCGAUUUUCCAAAGGGAAAGGAAAUCGUGACUUUUCGUAAGGAAUCGCAUGUGCAUAGGCUCGAUGUCUUGCUGAGAGUGCUGCUGAUCGUUCAGCAACUGCUGCAAGAAAACAGACACGGAUCAAAGAGAGAUAUAUAUUACAUGCAUCCUUCUGUAUUCAGAGAUCAGUCAGUUGUAGAUCGGGCGAUAAACGACCUUUGUAUCCUUCUCGGCUGCAGUCGCCACAACUUAAAUGUGGUUUCUGUAGGAAAAGGGUUGGUGAUGGGCUGGUUAAGAUUCACUGAAGCUGGGGCGAAGUUCGAUUGCAUGAACAACCUUAAUUCGGCCCAACCUGUUCCGGUGCACGUUGAAGAAGUUGAAGAUAUUUUAAGUGUUGCUGAUUACAUUCUAGUCGUGGAGAAGGAAUCAGUGUUCCAGCGACUAGCGAAUGACCAGUUCUGCAGGGCAAACCGUUGCAUUGUUAUUACUGGAAGAGGUUACCCAGAUAUUCCCACCAGAAGGUUCUUGAGGCUUCUCAUUGAGACAUUGCAUCUGCCUGCCUAUUGUCUGGUAGAUUGUGAUCCAUAUGGCUUCGACAUUCUGUCCACUUACCGAUUUGGUUCCAUGCAAAUGGCUUACGAUGCGAAAUUUAUGCGCAAUCCCAAAAUGAGCUGGCUAGGAGCUUUUCCUUCAGAUUUUGAGAAGUACGGUCUUCCAACAGAGUGUCUCCUUCCUUUGACAGCAGAAGAUAAAAGAAAGACAGAGGCAAUAUUACUUAGAUGCUACCUACAGCGCGAAGCGCCAGAUUGGAGGUUCGAGCUAGAGUUGAUGCUGCACAGGGGAGUGAAAUUCGAGAUUGAAGCCUUCUCGGUCCAUUCACUUUCCUAUUUGUCAAGGGAAUACAUACCGUCUAAAAUCCAUGGACUGCAGAACUGAAGACCAAAUCUCGUCGAGCAGUUUAUUGCCUGCAUCGACAAACUUUAGGAAUUUUGGCUUAUUGAAUACGAUUUUGUACAGUGCAGUGUCAAAACUCAUGGUGUUUACAGCUUCAGCGAAACAGAGGCAUUUAUUACGUCCAA